CUGACGAACAAAGUCAAUACCAAAACAAUCAAUGUAAUCUGUGAUUACUUGUGUCAACUUCUUUUUCUGUGUUCCCCGGUUCUAAUAAUGGCUCCAGCUCAGCCCAAGGCGGUGGCUAAGGCCCCCGCUGCCCCAGCAGGCGGUGUUCAGAAGGCCAAGAAGGUUGGCAAACCAAGGAACUAUGAUUUGGGAAAUGGAAUCAUGAGAUUCUCCAAGACCAAAAUGUUUCACAAGAAGGCUAAGUACAAGUUCAUCGGCAAGAAGCACCCCAAGGCUGAGAAACCCAAGAAACCAGCAGUGGUUGUUAAGCCUAUCGGUGGAGACAAAAAUGGAGGCACUCGUAGGGUUCUGAUCAAGAAGAGGAGGUCUUUCUACCCUACCCAGGACAAAAUCACCACCCGUUCCCACCACAAGACGUUCAGCAAGCACGUGCGUCGCAUUCGGCCAAACCUCACUCCUGGUACCGUGUGCAUUCUGUUGGCUGGUAGACACGCCGGCAAACGCGUCGUACUCUUAUCCGUGUUGCCCAGUGGACUCUUGCUUGUCACUGGACCUUUUGCUUUCAACUCGUGCCCGCUUCGCCGCAUUCCGCAGCGUUAUGUGAUCGGAACUAGCACCAAGGUGGACUUGGGUGACUUCAAGCUCCCCGAACAUCUAGACGACGCUUACUUCAAGAAGAACAAGAAGAGCGUCAAGCGUAGCGUGAAGCGCAAGCAAGGCGAGGACAUCUUCGCUACCAAGAAAGAGAAAUAUGCACCAUCAGAACAGCGCAAGGUUGACCAGAAGGCAGUGGAUGAGGCCGUGAUCAAGGCUAUCGGUGCACGUGCUGACAAGAAGUUGCUUCGAGGAUACCUCAAGUCCUCGUUCGGACUGCGGUCCAGCCAGUACCCUCACCGGCUACGGUUCUAG
Messenger RNA from Danaus chrysippus (African queen), 909 nucleotides. The record is from the annotation of a GenBank genome assembly. Lineage: Eukaryota; Metazoa; Arthropoda; Insecta; Lepidoptera; Nymphalidae.